This is a messenger RNA of Colius striatus (speckled mousebird), 1050 nucleotides long. It is a transcript of the gene DMRTB1, whose product is annotated as DMRT like family B with proline rich C-terminal 1. The coding region runs from base 175 to 1050 and encodes 291 amino acids. Gene Ontology annotation, biological process: sex differentiation; regulation of transcription by RNA polymerase II; germ cell development. Lineage: Eukaryota; Metazoa; Chordata; Aves; Coliiformes; Coliidae. Gene Ontology annotation, molecular function: RNA polymerase II cis-regulatory region sequence-specific DNA binding; DNA-binding transcription factor activity, RNA polymerase II-specific. Gene Ontology annotation, cellular component: nucleus. The record is from RefSeq and is a predicted model, not a curated record. The transcript has 4 exons.
AGCUCCUGUAUGGCAGCCUCCCCAGAGCAGGGCAUUCCCCACCCACUGACAUGGGCUCGCCUGCCCCGCCUGCCCCAGUUGCUACAUCCUGGGGCAGCAGGAGCCAUGCCCUAUAUAAGAGCCCUGACACGCCAGCCCAGGUGUGCCAGGGUGGCUAGCUAGGGUUUGGGUGCCAUGGACGCCAAGGAGGCUGCAGCAGUGGCAGUAAAGUUGGCACCGCGAACCCCUAAGUGCUCCCGCUGCCGUAACCAUGGCUUCGUGGUGCCGGUGAAGGGCCAUGCCGGCCACUGCCGCUGGAAGCUCUGCCUGUGCGACAAGUGUGCCCUCAUCACUGAGCGCCAGAAGAUCAUGGCGGCCCAGAAGGCCUUGAGGCAGCAGGUGCCCGACCCUCAGACUGGGGCAGCCACAGGACCCGCUCCCCUGGGUGAAGACACUGAGGCAGCCAGUGACCCUGCGCAGAGCGACCAUGAGGAGAUGAGGGGUGCCCAGCCCACCAGCCGCAACAGCAAAGGCAUUGCAUACAGAGGGCCACUGCUGCCUUCCAGCAGCCCUCCCUUCUGUGACUAUGCUCACCCUGCUUUUCCUCCAGAAUACAUGGUCAACUCAGAAUACCUGGAGAGAGAGCCUCCAAAGGUGUAUGCAGGGUGUUCUGGGGUAUAUCCUUAUCACCCGUUUCCCAUGGGAUUUGCCAUCAAUGAGUCAAACUGUAGGACACCACCAUCACCUCCAGGGAUAUCGCUUCAGAGAGGUUUCCGACACAUUCCUAGCAACUAUGGGCCUGGGAAUGCAGCCUCUGUGUCAGUUCCAGAUGGAGGUGGUGAUCUCCCUCAAGGAUACUACACUCCUCUGCCUCAGUUCAUCCCACCAAGUUUUCUGCCAGGGAUACAUUACAUUCCACCUCCCCUUUCACUGAACAUGUUGGCUGAAACAACCAAGGAAGCACAUGCUAGUGAAGGUGAUGGACAGAAUUCAGGGGUGGUUCAUGAACCUGACCAACCAUCUUCUGCAGAAGAAACAAGCAGAGACCAAUCUGUAUGUUCUAAAAAGUAA